Messenger RNA from Ailuropoda melanoleuca (giant panda), 2247 nucleotides. It is a transcript of the gene FKBP7, whose product is annotated as FKBP prolyl isomerase 7. Gene Ontology annotation, molecular function: peptidyl-prolyl cis-trans isomerase activity; calcium ion binding. The transcript is spliced from 5 exons. Lineage: Eukaryota; Metazoa; Chordata; Mammalia; Carnivora; Ursidae. Bases 868 to 1521 code for a protein of 217 amino acids. The record is from RefSeq and is a predicted model, not a curated record.
CGCGGUGAUGGGGUAAUAAAAUUCAAUUUUUCUGUAUGUUUGGAAGUUUUUCAACUUCAACCCAAAAUGUUGGAUGGGGCAAAGGCUGGUUUUAUGUCAAACUUGGUCAAAUCCCUGCUGCGUAUUGUCUGGGAGACUGGAACGAAAGGCCCCAAUACUCAAAUAAAUGCAUUUUCCCAUCUGUGCACAGCGGAUGGUUACCAAUCUCCCAAUCUCGCAGCGUUGGUAAGAGAAGGGACACCGUCAGGUUUUCCCCCAACUCCCAUGGGCCUCAGAUCGAGAGCGGCCCCGAGGGGCGAGGAGAGAGCAACACACACCAGCAGCACGUCCCAAAUCGCUGGAGUUGGCUGGUGGGAAUCGCCUUUAAAGGGGCGAGGAGCAGCAGCCCCUCUGUUUACUCGCAACCAGGUGGCCGUCAGAUUGUGUGUGGCUUAGCCUGGAACCUCUUAAUGCGUGACUCUACCCCGACACGGUGUUUCAAGGACACGCCAGAAGCAGAGUGACUCCCUCGAUGCCCGCCAGUGCCCUAGAGGAAAUGCGAUCAUUACCAGCGAACCCUGAGGAAACCUUCUGUAAAAUGUGCGGGGUUAACGAGAAGCGGUGCAAGUCUUCAGUACUGCCUUAACCACUGAUGACAGCCAUCCAAAGCGCCGGGAACCAGAGGGACAGAACCCAAGACGACAGACGAAAAUUCUGCGGCUGAGCGCGAAACCCAAGAGGGCGGGGCCAUGGGCCGCCCCGCCCCGGGCUUUUUGUGACGUAAACAAUGCCUGCCACGCGUCGGAACUCAGCAGCUUUCGCAGCGCCGGGGCACAAGUGACACGCGUGAAGGAACGCCGUGGUCAUCUGAGGCCAACUUCAGGAACCAUGCAAUUCUUAUUAAGAUUAAUCGUUUUCUUUUAUGUAUCGGGCAUUUUUACUGCUCUGGGACAAAAGGAAGAGGAGAGCACAGCGGAAGUGAAAAUCGAAGUUUUGCAUCGUCCAGAAAACUGUUCUAAGACGAGCAAGAAGGGAGACCUGCUAAAUGCCCAUUACGACGGCUACUUGGCUAAAGAUGGUUCGAAAUUCUACUGCAGCCGGACACAAAAUGAAGGCCACCCCAAGUGGUUUGUUCUUGGUGUUGGACAAGUUAUAAAAGGCCUAGACAUUGCGAUGAUGGAUAUGUGCCCUGGAGAGAAGAGGAAAGUGAUUAUACCUCCUUCAUUUGCAUAUGGAAAGGAAGGCUAUGAAGGCAAGAUUCCACCUGAUGCAACAUUGAUUUUUGAGAUUGAACUUUAUGCUGUGACCAAAGGACCACGAAGCAUUGAAACAUUUAAACAGAUAGACACGGACAAUGACAGGCAACUCUCUAAAGCCGAGAUAAAUCACUACCUGAAAAGGGAAUUUGAAAAAGAUGACAAGCCACAUGACAAGUCCUAUCAGAAUGCAGUUUUAGAAGAUAUUUUUAAGAAGAAUGACCAUGAUGGCGAUGGCUUCAUUUCUUCCAAGGAAUACAAUGUGUAUCAACACGAUGAACUAUAGUAUAUUUUUAUUUCUAAAUUUUCUUAGCUACUUACUGUACUUUAUAUAUAAAACAAGGUCACUUUUCUAGAACUUGUAUUUUCUGUUUUCCUCCCACGAGAACAUAUUUUGAUCCCCUCAAUACAUGUAAUUUUGACAAAAUAAAUGUGUGUUAUUUUGCAAAUUUAACCUUCAGGAAAGCUAUAAUUGUGUUUCCUAUUGCUUUAUUCUGUGAACACAAAUUGCAGCACCACAAAAUAGACCUCCGUGUCCCAAUGGGCAGUUCUCCCCCAUCAGGAAAUAGGACACCUAGGUCAAAAUCUACAAGUUCUUCCCAGCUCUAACCUUAACGACAUGUAUAUUUAAAUAUCAAAUUUUUAACAUUUUAAUUGUAAAAAUGUCUCAUAUAUUGAAAAUAUUCAAUAGGACCCAAGAAUUAACAUUUCAUUUGUUUAUACAUUUCCCAGCAUUACAAGUAGAAGGAUAUAAAAUCACAGGACUAAACAAAUCUUCCUUUUGUAUGCACAUUGGAAAAUAUUCAUUGUACAGUUUCUGUCCCACAGAGCGCCUUAACACGGUCUCUACUUUUUGAUGCAAGCUCUGGCCUUUGGUCAUUAUUCUAAUGGGAAAUGUUUAAAGAUAAUUGAUCAGGGGCACCUGGGUGGCACAGCGGUUAAGCGUCUGCCUUCAGCUCAGGGCGUGAUUCCAGCGUUGUGGGAUUGAGCCCACAUCAGGCUCUUCCGCUAU